AUGGUCGUGAAAAAGUCCCUGAAGAAACCGACGCGGCGUUGCGGAGGCAGGUUAAUGUGCUGGACGAGGGACCGGCCGCUGGAUCUCUUCACCAGCCGCCCUCCGGCCGCGUCCAUCUUGAUGGCAAGCUCGGUGGUGGGGGCGAUGAAGUAAACAAGGUCGGUCACGGCCGCUUUUGAGCCGCGCAAAAGCUGUUUGGAGCGCGGCGGUGGAGGGUCCAUGUUGAUGGACACUUGGUGCGGAUUGAGCGGCUCCAGGUCCGUCAUUGUGUGCACCCAGAUCAGAGCUUGCAGGGAGAUCAGAGAGGUGCGCACUAUUUGGAGUAGAGGUGCGCGCGCACCUGAGCGGUGUGCACUUAUUGGAAUGGGACAUUUCGACUUGACUUCUUAGGUUUUGUGGCGGUCAGGUUGGGGAUCGCAGGGAGUCAGUGACGGACCUGCACCGUUUGACGAUAGCCACAGGGGAAAAGUCCCGUAGCCUGCUGAAAGUAAGAGAAAAAAAGACCACCAUGGCUGAGGAGACAUCAAAUGGCUUCCCAGAGAAAGAGGCACAGGGAGUGACAGAGAUUGAGUUGCUGGCUCAGGAGCUGACAAGAGCUGCUGAGAACUGCAGUGACACCACUCUCAGCGAACUGGAGAAACGGAAACUGAAAACAGAGGAGAACUAUGCUGCAGCGCUGGACCAGAUAGCAGCAAACAUGGCCGCCUGGCGUUCUCUGUUGGACGAGAAGGAAGAAGAGCUGCGUCAGUCAGUGGAGGAGACCAGAGCCAGAAAAAUGGCGGCCUUUGCCGAGAGAGAGUCACUCUUCACUGGACAAAUAAACCUGGCUAGGAAACUGGUGGCAGACUCGGGGGUGUCAGAGACGUCAUCUCGAGAACUGCUGGAUGAGGGACCCUCUCUCCUCACCUCUCUCUCCUCCCCCCUCUCCCCUCACCACUCCCACCUCACGGCCCACCCGGGUCUCGGGUUCUGCUCCAACAUCCACGACUACAUCGUCAAGGCUCUCUCUAUGGGGAUGUGGGUAAGUGGUGAGGAUGUGAUGGUGGGAGAAAGGGUAGUGGUGAGUGCAGUGGGAGGACUACAGCCCAACGGAACAUUCUGGGUCCGCUGCGUCACUUCAAACCCUUGGAAACUGGAGUACGCCCUCCAGUAUAUAUCUGACUCACUGUCUGAGGUCCCGCAGUCGUGUGACCCACUGGAAGAGUGUUUGCCGGGACAACUAUGCGUCGGUCGAUUCUCGCAGGACGGUCGCUGGUACAGGGCCGUCGUCACCAGUCUGCCCAGCCCGGGAGUGGCGAAGUACUUCUUCCUGGACCAUGGAGGAAGUGAGGAGGCCCCCCUCUCCUCUCUCUACCCCCUCCCCGACAGGUUCCGAGCCCUACCUUUCCAGAUGAUCCACGUCAGACUGACCUCUGACCUCUCCAUCGACUUCAACACCAGAGAGAUGAGGUGGAGUUUUACUGACUGCACCCACAACAAGCACCUGGUGGCCGAUGUUCUCGGGCGGAGCGAGGUGGACAAGGCGGGGCCGGUUUAUCUGAUCCGUCUCGAGGACCACACCCAGGAGCAGGUGUUUGACGUGGGGAAGAUUUUGGUGACUGCCGCCAGAGUCAAGGAGCCAACAUCAAAGUUCAAGUCGAGGGAUAUACGUUUCACAGAAAAGAUGGCCACACCCACUACAACCACAACUGCUAACGUGAUUACUCAGAGGGAGACCCCGCCCAACGAUGUCGUCCCGUCCUCUCAACAGAACGGUGAAGAAAGAACUAUUCAGAUAUCCUCCGACCCGCCGACUGAAGCCAUGAAUGACGAGAGGGAGGUGGGAGGAGCCUCGCAAUCUUUAGCCCCGCCUUCUGAUGUUCACACUGUCCCACCAUCACUAGUCACACAUGGCACCUCCCCUCCUCCCUCCACUGUAUCACCAUCACAAACCACGCCGCAGCUACAGUCAGACUCCUCCUCCCCUCCUCGUCUCCCCACACCCUCCCCACUUGUCACAGGGUCACCAAACUCACAACGUUCCACAUCUGCACUCCAGACCGAAGGAGGUCUCGAUUCCGUUCCAAAUUCCGAUACCACUCCAAAUGACAGUGGAACCGAUAUGUUCCUACCUACUGAUGACAGUCGUGAUUCCAUUCCACCUCAAGAUAUCCCGGAUCUCAAUUCCAUUCCACAUAGUAAAGACCCUCCAACCAGUUCCGAUUCAGGCGUCAGUCCUCAUUCCAUUCCACUGACAAAGGAGUCACAAACUGGAACCAAACCAGGACCUCUGCAACUGGACGAGGUGGAGGGAGUGUUGCGCAAUGCUGGUGUUGCCAAUGACGACAAAGACCAGGCAGGAGAGGAUGAAGUUGUGGAGGCAGUUGAGAAUAUUCAUCCAUCGGUGAAGAUUGGAGUGAGACUGGAGGUGGAGAUUGUUACGGAGCUGUCUGCAGAGGGCAGCUUCUGGUGCCAGCUGGUCCUCUCCUCAGAGAUAGGAGCCUCCUACGACCGUCUCCAGGAGACUCUGCAGGUCGGGGCAGGCCGCGGAGACAACGAGGCAUUCACACCAGUCUUCUACCACGAGGGAGAGCUCUGCACUGCCCGGUUCUCAGAGGACGAGGACUGGUACCGGGCCCGGAUUGAGAGAGUCUGUCCUGGAGCGCCUCUCAUGACAUUCACUGUCAGGUACAUUGACUUUGGAAACUCCGAGGAGAGACAGCAACACGAGCUCAUACCUCUAGGGUCAAAGUUCAAACUCCUCCCACCUCGAGCGAUUCACUGUAACAUAGCGACCACCGAUCACGUCACGUUCACACGAGAGGAAUGUGAGAAAUUUGACGAUGUCACUACUACGGAAGGGCUGUCUAUUGAAGUGCUUGCAGUCAAAGAAGAGUUCCGUCAACCUGUGAGUGUUCGUCUGUUCAAGACACACACCAAUAAUCCGCCGGUGGAAGUGAUGGAACUGAUGUUUACUGCAGGCAAGCCAGCUGUCAAGCCAGUCCCCAGGAGACAGUGGUCCAGUUCCACUGACUUGGAAACACAGACAAUUGGGCAUGUGGCGGACUGGGCGUCCCACAUGGAGGACCAGCCAGAGGACUCCGUCUUCCUCACCCUUCCCGGACACGAGUCAUCACGAGAGACCACGCCCCUCGCCCGUGAGGCCACACCCACCAAUGACAUCACUUCCUCCUCCCAGAGAGAAGUCACAACCAAUCAAAGGGCUGAUAGUAACUUACUUAGAGAACCCAAGGAGACCAGACUCACCACCCGAAAGGAAGUCAGGCUCAGGGAGACCACACCCACCAUGCCAACGGAAACCACACCCAACAUCCGAAGGGAAGCCAUGUCCAGGGAGACCACACCCACCGUUCAAAGGAAAACUACACCCAUCAUUCAACAAAACACCACCUUUAGACAACAGACAGCAUCGCCUGUUGCUACGGUCACAUCGGCAAGAAGUGUGACUCCUCAGCGGGAGACCACACCCACCCAUCAAGAAGCCACACCCACCCAGUGGGCCCCCCUAAGGUCUUCAAACUUCCUACAACGUGUUCCUCCUAGCAGCAGAGAUUCCUCACGUCCGAGACAGGCAAGGCUCGACCUCAGUAGAGCUAAACAUAGCAUCAUGUCCAGUCUGGGAGGAGCCAAAACUGUGCCCCGCCCCCUUCGCCAUGACGACUCUGAAGGUUCGCCCAACUUGAGAAGGACAAGACACUCAAGACAAGACCAUGCUAAUCCGCACGGAAAACUCUACGUAAAGUGUCCAACAGAAGACAUGUCCGACUCAAAGAUAAAAGAACUGUUUGGUCGCUAUGGCGAUGUGUUGGAUCUUGAUCCCCACACUACUGACUCGUCCAUUGUCUACGUGGUCAGUGACCCACCUCACUGCAUUCUGAACUCUCUCUCUCUCCCUCCCUCUCCCUCCCUCUCCCUCUCUCUCCUGGCAGACUAUGGAUGUGAAGGGAGCAGAAGAGGUGGUGGCCAAUUUGAACGGCUACCAGACUUCCCCGGGUCACCGUCUAGUGGUCGAGAAAUACAGAGCGCGUUCUCCCUCCCCUCCUCCCCAACCGCCCGCUGCCGCCAGCGCCCUCGCAGACCUGGCGGGAGUGGAUCACGUGAAGCUGUUCGUCAAGAACAUGUCCGCCGAUCACAACCCCGCGAACCUCAGAACGGUCUUCAGCCGCUACGGCCAAGUCCUGAAAAUGGUCUCUGACCCCAAGAGGAAAAAUGUCACUUACAUUUUCAUGGAUGCCGAGGGGGGAACUAAGGCCGUCAACAACCUUCACGGAAAAGCCAUUUCAAAGAACGGAAAACCUCUGGUUGUAGAGCCAAGCUAUGAUCCGAGAAAUAGAUGAUCCUCGUACAUUUUUGAACUGUUUACUCCAUCAGCUGUCUCUGUAUUAUACCAAUUAUUUAACACCAUAAUAAAUAUUUUUCUCUUUGUAUCAUCAACCCAUAAAUUUAAAUUUUAAUUGACCCUUGCCUUUAAAUCUGAUUUUUAAUAAGAAAACAAUGACAGUGUAUUUCAUGUGAAUCGAUCACUUCUGUUGCCAGAGGAGCGGUCGUCUGGAUUGUGGUCUGGGGAUAUGAGUGCAUGUGAUGAUGGCCGUAUGGAACCGAGACUGUGCCUGGAGUAGACCGAGUCCUGGGGCCUUAGUCCCUGCCCCGCCAGCCGCCACCCCUGGGGUGUGGCUGUCUGACUUAACUUUGAAAACGGACCUCCGAAUCCCAGUCUGCUCCCUCCCUUCAGACACCUCUUCUCCCUCAUCGUUAGUAGAGGGGCUCUCUCUCCUCUGUGGCAGGCUUGAGAAGGCCUCUCCCUCGUCGGAAGGGGGGCCCCUGUGAUAAUGUCACAGGGAACUGGUCGCAGAUACUGCCUGCUGCGAAGAAGCACAGUUUCCGGGCUCCAGUUUACAUUGUUGCCGUCGUGUGGAGGAGGGAGAAUCCACUGCUGUUGGCUCUUGCCACGAGUGGUAAUAGGCUUCAGAGACUCCUCAGUAGAGGGCAGCUUGCUGGGUGAAUCCUCCACCACUCCGUUCUGUACUAUCUCUAUUUUCUUCUGCUCCUUACCACUGUCAAUGAACAACAUAAGAGUGUAAGAUGCUGAUGUUUUUGAUGAAACUGACCUUUCUAGAUUG
Messenger RNA from Geodia barretti, 5120 nucleotides. The record is from the annotation of a GenBank genome assembly. NCBI's taxonomy places the organism in Eukaryota, Metazoa, Porifera, Demospongiae, Tetractinellida, Geodiidae.